Molecule: messenger RNA, 1963 nt
Organism: Helianthus annuus (common sunflower)
Lineage: Eukaryota; Viridiplantae; Streptophyta; Magnoliopsida; Asterales; Asteraceae
Exons: 1
Coding region: 97-1764 (555 amino acids)
Source: RefSeq, a predicted model, not a curated record
CAAUCCCCUUCUUGAAAACCCCUCACAUGUGAGACUAAACUGACCCAUUCACACACUCCAUUUCCCCCCAAUUUCCCACCUUUCUGCAAAAAGAUCAUGAACCCACCACCCAUAUCACCACAGUUCACCUUAUUCCACGAUGACGACGAAGAAUAUUCCGAUUCCGAACCAAACCCUAAUCCCCAAUUCAUAAACCCUAACCCUCACAUAUCCUCCCAAUUCUACACAUUCAACUCCGAUUCACACAACUUAAUGAUCCGCUGCAUACUCGACCGCCGGAACCCCACCUCCGACGAGAUCAGGGCGGCCACGCCGUCGCCGGUACUUGCCAGCUGGAAAUCCGUUUGGAAAGACCGUAACGAAGAAACGGCGUACUUAACGGCGUGGAAACGGAUUCAGGACAAGUUAACGGUCCAUAACGAUCAAAUGGGUAACCAGUUUUUAUGUUUUAAGAAUAAUAUUAAUAACCAGUUUGUUUCACAUACUAGUCAAUGGCAAGAUAUUGUUAUGAGUUUUCAUGCUGAUUGUAAUAUGAAACAUUUGGGGGUUAAAGAAACUGUUGAAAGGGUUAAGAAAGUUUGGACUGUAGGUGCUAAGUUUUAUGGGAUUCCUGAGUCUUAUAUCCGUGCUUGUGUGUCGGCUUGUCGGGUUUGUUGUUCGGGGAAUAACGGGUUAAGCGGGUCGUGUUUGGGUCGGUCGAAAAGGCGGAGGUUUGAGUAUACGGAGUCGUUUGAUGUGCCGGCGAAAGAUGUGGCGUGUAAGUUGAAGCAGUUGGCUGCGAAACAUAAGGUGGUGUUGUGUAUUAGGCAGAAGUAUAUUCGGUAUAAGCCGUUUAUGGCGGAGGUUAAGGAUUACGCGUGUCAUCGGGCCGGGGAGCCGGUGAAGAAAUCGAGGGGGUUGAAGCGGGAACCGUAUGCGUCGAAGAGGUGUGGAUGUGGGUUUCGGAUACGGGCGAUUGUGCCGAUUUGUAAUUAUAAUGAGAGGGAUAAGAGUUUCGUUUAUUUAGAAGAGGGUGUGGCGGUGUUUAAGUUGUAUGCGGUUCAUACCGGGCAUGAGCCCGGACCGUUAGAUGGUAAUGCGAGGAUUAUGCAUAGGGUUGUCGGGCAUAAAGGCGGGUUCUUGAUGGAUCAAGAUUUUGGUUAUGGAACGGAUGAUGAAGUUGACGAUGAGAGCUUUGUGGGAAACGAUGACGGGGAUGUGCAGCGUUCGGUUUUGCAGCAAGUGAAGGAGCUGAAACAUGAAGUCGGGGUUCUUGAACGGAAAGUUUUAAAGAUACGACCGGAGCUUUUGAGCUCCGUGUCUGAUGAAUUGUUUGAUCUUUUGAAUAAGGUCAGGAAUGUAGGAGAAUACGGGUCAAAAUCAGGAGGGUUAAUUUUGGAAAACGAGUUAGUGGAUUGGAACGCUGGUCAAGCUACGGAUUUGAUGGAAGGUGAUGACGACAGUUUUGAACCGACACUUGGAGAUGUCGGGUCAUGGGAUCAAAUAAACGGUGAUUGCAGGAACGAGAAAGAUCUUUUGACCGAUACAUGUAAAAGUGAGAAAUGGCUGAAGUGUAACGGGUUUGAUGAAAAAACUAUACUUGAUUGUGAGGAAUCAAAGUUAAUAAAGUCCGCUAGGAACGAUGAAACGGAGGCAGACGCGCUUGUUGGUUUGCAGGUUGACGGUUUCUACCCUGAGAAUCCAAAAUGGUACGAUUCACCGUGUGGUUUGGACCCGAUAAUGGAUUGUGGGAGCAACGGAUUCCGGCAUGGGGAGAUUGUGUAAAGCGGCUGGCCGAUUGUAACUAAUGUUGAGUUCGUUAGGUGUAUAUUAGUGUACAAAGAAGAAUGAUUUGGUAAAGUGUAGCUUUUGGGCUUCUUUGCACAUACUUCUUUCUGACUAUAUCUCAACCACGUAACGUGUCGUGACCUGUUAGAUUUAGGACUUCAUUGAGUACAUGAAUGAAAUCAUCAUUUUAUCCCCA